AGUUCAAAAUGGUGUCACAAAAUAUCGUUUGAAUGUUUUUAAAAUCCGUUGUAUAAUGUUGUUUUUAAUGUUUUAUUUGAUCUUCAAUCGUUGUAAUUCAAAUGGACCCUUAGGAGGGUGCAUACCAACAGGGAAAGAAGCGACCGUGCUCUUUUGAAAACUGUUAUAAAGGAACUUGAUACGGUCUCGUGUGUUUUUGCGGCGAAGAUCGAGUGAUCGACCAUCAAACGUGAUGGGUAUUCCUCGGCUUCUGCCGUUUUUGAAGUCGAUCCAGCAACCGAUUUGCAUCUCAGAGUUAGCAGGGAGUACCAUUGGGGUCGAUGCUUACUGUUGGUUGCACAAAGGAGCGUAUGGUUGUGCUUUAGAACUCGCAGAAGGGAACGACACGGAUAUGUACGUUAACUAUGUUAUGAAAAGGGUCAACAUGAUGCUGUAUUAUAACUUGAAACCCAUUCUAGUUUUUGAUGGUGGAUAUUUGCCUUCAAAAAGCGAGAAAGAGGCUGAACGGCGAAAUAAACGACAGGACUACAGGUCCCAAGGGAUUGCUCACCUCAAAAAUGGAAACCGUACGCAGGCUUUUGAAUGUUUUCAAAAAUCGGUUGAUAUUACACCAGAGAUGGCGCUAAAUGUUAUUAAAGCUUGCCGCGAGAAAGGUGUGGAUUGCAUCGUCGCGCCCUACGAAGCAGACGCCCAACUGGCAUAUCUCACGAAGGCUGGGAUCACCCAGUACACGAUUAGCGAAGAUUCGGAUCUACUCGUGUAUGGCUGUGAGAAGGUUAUCUUCAAAAUGGAUGCCAAUGGCUCUGGCCUGAUCAUCGACCUGAAGCAGUUACCAAAACUUAAGGAUUUCCGUAUGGACGAUUUCACGCACCAAAAAUUUCGACAAAUGUGCAUCCUGUCAGGCUGUGAUUACCUUCAGUCUGUCAAAGGCGUUGGAAUUGCAAUGGCUCAUAAGUUGGUCAAGAGGCACUCCACUUUGAAAAAGCUUAUCAGCUCGUUACGACUCAACACGAAGAUGAGAGUUCCAGCAGAUUACGAGGAAAGAUUCAAAAAAGCAGAACAAACAUUCCUGUAUCAAAUCGUGUUUGAUCCGAAGAGCAACAAACUCGUACCACUCAAUCCAGUGCCGGACGAUAUUGAUUCCGGCAAUCUAUCAUUCGCUGGACACAGUUUGAAAUGGAAGCAGGAACAGGCUUUGGACCUCGCUCUCGGUAACCUCAACCCCCUCACCGGGGAAAGAAUGGAAAGUUCUACGUUAACAGCGCCAAUGUCGUUUAAUGACAAUGAAGAAAAUCAUAGAAAAGAAACUAAAUCUUCCAAAUCUAUAAUCUGUCCCCAAGUAAAGAAAACGCAUUCCAGUUCUUCCGUGAAGAAAACGAAGUACGACGCCGAGAAGAAUGUGAGUGGAGCUAUCCGUAAAACGAAAUCCUCAGAAAAAGCAAAUAGUCAGUUCGUGACUCCAGUGCGAUGCAAGAGGACACGAGAAACGGAUGAACAACAAGAGCAAAGGUCAAAACUGGCAAGAUUGUAUUCAACAAUCAUGGACGACGUGACGGUGGAUGUCAACUUCGAAGCAACCGAGUCAAGAUCAGAAGUCGCUCCAAAGAUCCGAAUUCAACAACCACAACUCAAGAUAAAGCGUAAUAAUCCAUUCAGAAGUCCAGUGGUCCGGAAGUCAGAAGCGCGGACCGAACAAGUUGUGAGCCGGUUCUUUGGUCUGGCUGGGAUGGAAGUGGCGGCAAAUGAACAGUAUUUGGGCUUGCUCGAAAAUGCUGCUGACGACGAUGCUCUCACUAACUCUCAAGAUGAUUUAUCCGAAAAUAAAAUGAUAAUUACAAAUUCCCAAGGUUCGUCGUCUUCACAUGAGGACGACGGCCAAUUUCAAGAAUCCGGUUAUCAAACGAGUAGCGAAACGAAUACGCCUACCGAAAACGAUGCGGAUCUCCCCCUGACGUCUGUCACCCCACCUUUUCCAACCUUCAGUACGCCCCUCUCAGGCAAAGCCCCCACAGACUCUCCACCCCUACCCACGUUUCCAACAACGCCCACGAGCAGUCUUGAUGAUAAAACAAAGAAAUUUGUGAGUGGAGGAAAAAGAUCAGGUUUAUGUACUCAAGUGACACUGGACUUAUUCGCUUUUAAGAAAGACAGAACUUUCAAAACUGAAGGCAGUCAAAUAACGACGGGCAAAAUUUCCCCGACACGGACGAUCCUGGCCGACCGCUCGUCACCAAAUUUCAAAACGAGAAGGAAGUUUAAUGAAACUCUGGUAAACGAAGUGGACGAUGACGAUGAGAAUGUCAAGGAAAAUAAUGGAAACACUUCGAAAAACACUGAAUAUAAAGUGGAAAUAAAGCAAGAUAAAUUAAAGAGUCGAGACACGUCGAUGGCGAUAAAGCAACCAAGACUGCUCGGGCUACGAAGCAAGCCAUCGACGGGACUAGGCCGAUGUCGUGGUGUUGGGCUUAGUCAUCCACGAAAGAACAUCAAAGAUUCCAAAAACAAAACUAAUCCGAUUUCAGUACCGAUAUUGAGUUAUUUCAAAUAUCAAGCUCGUGACAAAAUAUCACAAGGAACUACAUCUUAAGUGUCGUGAAAAGAUGAUUUAAAUCAUAAAAUUAAAAAAAGUUAAAAUUAAAAACUUCCGUGGUCAAAUUGACCAAAUUGACAUAAACUAUUCAAAGCGGUUCCCCCGGCCAAUGCAGAAGUACUCUCAAAUUUUUACCUUUUUUUCUGCCGUGUUUGAAUGCUUUUUUUUUCUGGUUUGAUAAAUGCAACAAUCUAGAAAACAGGGUGUAUCUUUUAUUGCAUCUUCUAUGGUUUUACAAUCAUUAUUAUAUAGAGAGUAGUUUCAUAUAU
Dendronephthya gigantea is the source of this 2859-nucleotide messenger RNA. Its product is annotated as exonuclease 1-like. Gene Ontology annotation, molecular function: 5'-3' DNA exonuclease activity; 5'-flap endonuclease activity; DNA binding. Gene Ontology annotation, biological process: mismatch repair; DNA recombination. Gene Ontology annotation, cellular component: nucleus. The record is from RefSeq and is a predicted model, not a curated record. NCBI's taxonomy places the organism in Eukaryota, Metazoa, Cnidaria, Anthozoa, Malacalcyonacea, Nephtheidae. Bases 233 to 2587 code for a protein of 784 amino acids. The transcript has 12 exons.